AUGGCCGAAACUACCAAGCUCCAGCUGUUUGUGAAGGCCAGCGAGGAUGGCGAGAGCGUGGGGCACUGCCCGUCCUGCCAGCGGCUCUUCAUGGUCCUGCUCCUGAAGGGGGUGCCCUUCACCCUCACCACGGUGGACACGCGAAGGGCACUGGACGUGCUGAAGGACUUCGCGCCGGGCUCGCAGCUGCCCAUCCUCCUCUACGACGGCGAGGCCAAGACGGACACGCUGCAGACCGAGGAGUUCCUGGAGGAGACGCUGGGGCCGCCCGAGUACCCAGCCUGGCACCCCCGCUACAGGGAGUCCCACACUGCCGGCAACGACGUCUUCCACAAGUUCUCCGUGUUCAUCAAGAACCCGGUGCCCGCACAGGACGACGCCCUGUACCAGCAGCUGCUGCGCGCCCUCACCCGGCUGGACGGCUACCUGCGCACCCCGCUGGAGCACGAGCUGGCGCGGGAGCCGCAGCUGCGCGAGUCCCGGCGCCGCUUCCUGGACGGGGACCAGCUCACGCUGGCCGACUGCGGCCUGCUGCCCAAGCUGCACAUCGUGGACACCGUGUGCGCGCACUUCCGCCAGGCGCCCAUCCCCGCGGAGCUGCGCGGCCUGCGGCGCUACCUGGACGGCGCGGCGCAGGAGAAGGAGUUCAAGUACACGUGCCCGCACCGCGCGGAGAUCCUGGAGGCCUACCGGCCGGCCGUUGCGCGCCCGCUAGCGCCCCUCCCCACCCCCCCACCCGACGGCAGCCCCAUAAAGGCAUCUCGGUCCCCAGUGAGUGUCCUGAGCAUCUGA
This is a messenger RNA of Perognathus longimembris pacificus (Pacific pocket mouse), 792 nucleotides long. RefSeq names its product chloride intracellular channel 3 (gene Clic3). The record is from RefSeq and is a predicted model, not a curated record. Lineage: Eukaryota; Metazoa; Chordata; Mammalia; Rodentia; Heteromyidae.